ACUCACCUCCGCACUGCAGCCAAGGGAGGCCCGCCCUGGCGUGGGCUGCUGCCUGUGGCUUUGGGCAGGCAGGAGCGAAAGGGCCAGGGGUUGCCUGUCCUCCCCCACCCUGUUGAGGCCUUCCUCCCCCUCUGCUGAGCCUCGGUUAAUUAUAACUCUGACCUAAGUGCCCUGUGACGUCAAGCCCGGGCCAGCCCUGCCCAGGAGACCCAGCAACCAGGUCCAUGUCUCAGCCAUGCUCCCCACGGAGGUCCCCCAAUCCCACCCGGGCCCCUCAGCGUUGCUUCUGCUGCAGCUGUUGCUGCCCCCCACAUCUGCCUUCUUCCCCAACAUCUGGAGCCUGCUGGCUGCCCCUGGCUCCAUCACCCACCAAGACCUAACUGAGGAGGCAGCGCUCAACGUCACCCUGCAGCUCUUCCUGGAGCAGCCACCCCCAGGCCGCCCCCCUCUUCGUCUUGAGGACUUCCUGGGUCGAACACUCCUUGCUGAUGACCUCUUUGCCGCCUACUUUGGACCUGGUUCUUCUCGGCGGUUCCGAGCAGCCUUAGGUGAGGUGUCUCGUGCCAAUGCAGCCCAGGACUUCCUGCCAACUUCCAGGAAUGACCCCGACCUGCACUUUGAUGCUGAGCGACUGGGUCAGGGACGCGCGCGCCUGGUAGGGGCUCUGCGGGAGACCGUGGUGGCAGCCAGGGCCCUUGACCACACCCUGGCUCGCCAGCGCCUCGGGGCUGCACUUCAUGCCCUGCAGGAUUUCUACAGUCAUAGCAACUGGGUGGAGCUGGGCGAGCAGCAGCCACACCCUCACCUCCUCUGGCCAAGGCAGGAGCUCCAGAACCUGGCACAAGUGGCCGAUCCUACCUGCUCCGAUUGCGAGGAGUUGAGCUGCCCCAGGAAUUGGCUGGGCUUCACACUCCUCACCUCUGGCUACUUUGGAACUCAUCCCCCGAAACCUCCAGGGAAAUGUAGCCACGGGGGCCAUUUUGACCGGAGCAGCUCCCAGCCACCGAGGGGAGGCAUCAACAAGGACAGCACAUCCCCAGGCUUCUCCCCUCACCACAUGCUGCACCUCCAGGCUGCAAAACUGGCCCUUCUAGCCUCCAUCCAGGCCUUCAGCCUUCUGCGAAGCCGCCUGGGAGACAGGGAUUUCUCCAGGCUGCUGGACAUCACCCCAGCCUCCAGCCUGAGCUUUGUCCUGGACACCACGGGCAGCAUGGGUGAGGAGAUCAACGCUGCCAAAAUCCAGGCUCGCCACCUUGUGGAGCAGCGGAGAGGCAGCCCCAUGGAGCCUGUCCACUAUGUCCUGGUGCCUUUUCAUGACCCAGGGUUCGGCCCUGUCUUUACAACCAGUGACCCUGACAGCUUCUGGCAACAGCUUAAUGAGAUCCAUGCCUUGGGGGGUGGAGACGAGCCUGAGAUGUGCCUGUCAGCCCUGCAGCUGGCCCUGCUGCACACACCUCCACUCUCAGAUAUCUUUGUCUUCACGGAUGCCUCCCCCAAGGAUGCCUUUCUCACCAACCAGGUGGAAUCCCUGACUCAGGAGCGGCGCUGCCGGGUAACAUUCCUGGUGACUGAAGAUACAUCAAGGGUUCAGGGUCGAGCUCGGCGUGAGAUCUUGUCCCCUCUGCGUUUUGAGCCAUACAAAGCAGUGGCCCUGGCCUCAGGAGGAGAGGUGAUCUUCACCAAAGACCAGCACAUUCGAGACGUGGCAGCCAUUGUUGGGGAGAGCAUGGCUGCCCUGGUGACUCUUCCCCUGGACCCUCCUGUUGUGGUGCCUGGGCAGCCACUUGUGUUCAGCGUGGAUGGGCUGCUCCAGAAGAUCACAGUCCGGAUCCACGGAGACAUCAGCAGCUUCUGGAUCAAGAACCCUGCAGGGGUCUCCCAGGGCCAGGAGGAAGGCGGGGGUCCUCUAGGUCACACUCGCCGCUUUGGGCAGUUCUGGAUGGUGACCAUGGAUGACCCUCCACAGACAGGAACCUGGGAGAUCCAGGUCACAGCUGAGGACACCCCUGGGGUGAGAGUGCAAGCCCAGACCUCCCUGGACUUCCUCUUCCACUUUGGGAUCCCCAUGGAGGAUGGACCCCACCCUGGCCUCUACCCCCUGACUCAGCCAGUUGCAGGUCUUCAGACCCAGCUGCUGGUAGAAGUGACAGGGUUGGGUUCCAGAGCCAAUCCUGGGGAUCCUCAGCCGCAUUUCUCCCACGUCAUCCUUCGAGGGGUCCCAGAGGGUGCCGAACUAGGCCAGGUGCCCUUGGAGCCCGUGGGACCUCCGGAGCGAGGUCUCCUCGCAGCCUCGCUGUCGCCCACGCUGCUGUCCACCCCUAGACCCUUCUCCCUGGAGCUGAUUGGCCAGGACGCAGCGGGGCGGCGCCUGCACAGGGCUGCCCCUCAGCCUAGCACUGUAGUCCCUGUCCUUCUGGAGCUUAGUGGCCCCUCGGGUUUCUUGGCCCCGGGCAGCAAAGUCCCGCUCAGUCUCCGCAUCGCCAGCUUCUCGGGCCCUCAGGAUCUUGACCUUAGGACUUUCGUCAACCCCAGCUUCUCCCUCACCUCCAACCUCUCCAGGGCUCACCUGGAACUGAAUGAGUCGGCCUGGGGCCGCCUGUGGCUGGAGGUCCCAGAUUCAGCGGCCCCGGAUUCCGUGGUGAUGGUGACUGUGACUGCAGGGGGACGAGAAGCCAACCCAGUACCCCCGACUCAUGCUUUCCUCCGGCUCCUGGUAUCGGCCCCAGCCCCGCAGGACCGGCACACCACCCCUACCGGCUCAUCUGACCCGAUCCUCACCACGGCCACCCCUGCCUUUUCCCCCUUCACAUUGGUGACUCAAGGCAGGGCUGGGGCAGGGCUGGCUGCGGGCAGCCCCUGGUGGGGCACAGUUGGAGGGGUGCUGCUUCUGCUAGGCCUGGCCUCCUGGUGACACA
Molecule: messenger RNA, 2915 nt
Organism: Homo sapiens (human)
Lineage: Eukaryota; Metazoa; Chordata; Mammalia; Primates; Hominidae
Gene: VWA7
Product: von Willebrand factor A domain containing 7
Exons: 17
Coding region: 236-2911 (891 amino acids)
Cellular component (GO): extracellular region
Source: RefSeq, marked validated